Spinacia oleracea (spinach) is the source of this 3704-nucleotide messenger RNA. RefSeq lists its product as uncharacterized. NCBI's taxonomy places the organism in Eukaryota, Viridiplantae, Streptophyta, Magnoliopsida, Caryophyllales, Amaranthaceae. The transcript has 9 exons. Bases 413 to 3160 code for a protein of 915 amino acids. The record is from RefSeq and is a predicted model, not a curated record. Gene Ontology annotation, molecular function: DNA binding; protein dimerization activity.
UCUCACGCGGUCAAUAGGCGCGUCAAGUAUGAAGCCUCGGGUUUAUCCAAUCGAUUCUGAGGCGUUUCAUCAUUGAGUCGACCCAGCGAUCGAUCCUCUAUCCUAGAACUCGUUAAUGCAAACCCUACUUUACGCACCGGGUCACGAGUUACCUUGACUCGUUCGAUUCAAAUCGUUACUCGCCGAUUCCUCCCGAAAUCGCCCAAAUUUCUCCCAAUUUCGAGCAAUUUGCUGUUCAACGCCUGAAAUGUCAAUGUCCGAACAACAACUUUUCUAAAAACGUUGGUCGAAAGAAUUUGGAAGAAACAACUGAACUUUUUUCUCGGUUUUCUAAGGGAUUGAAGUUAAGUUUCUAAAGCAUGGAGUUUAUGUUGAUCUUGUCUGGAAUAGUUGAGGUUUAUGAUUGGUCUACAUGAUGGGAGAGAUGGCUCCUCUUCGUCCGGCUGGAUAUGUUGACCCAGGCUGGGACCACGGGACUGCACAAGAUGAGAAGAAGAAAAAGGUCAAGUGCAAUUAUUGUGGGAAAGUUGUUAGUGGAGGUAUAUAUAGAUUAAAACAGCACUUGGCUCGAGUGUCUGGAGAAGUAACAUAUUGUGAGAGGGCUCCAGAAGAUGUAUAUUUGAGAAUGAGAGAAAAUUUGGAAGGCUGCCGCUCCAAUAAGAAGCCAAAGCUAUCCGAAAAUGAUGAGCAUGCAUAUCUGAACUUUCAGUCUCCUGAUGAUGGUGAUGGUUAUGAUGAUGAUGAUGCAAUGGAGAAUAUUGGCUAUAGAAGAAAAGGGAAAAAAGUAAUGAAUGAUAAGAGUUUGGUUUUAAAUUUGAAUCCUCUUCGAUCAUUGGGAUAUGUUGACCCUGGUUGGGAGCAUGGUAUUGCACAAGAUGAAAGGAAGAAGAAGGUGAAGUGCAACUACUGUGGCAAAAUAGUCAGUGGAGGCAUUAAUAGAUUUAAACAACACUUGGCUAGAAUUCCGGGUGAAGUUGCACCUUGUAAAAAUGCUCCAGAUGAAGUUUUUUUGAAGAUAAAAGAGAAUAUGAAGUGGCAUCGCACUGGAAGAAAGCAUAGAAGACCAGAUGCCAAGGAAACACCAUCAUUUUUUGUGCAUUCUGAUGAUGAACCUGAUGAGGAUGAACCCGAAGAAGAUAUUUUGCAUCACUUGAGCAAGGAUAGCGUAGUUAUCGGGGACAAGAGACUGAGCAAAGAUGUCAGGAGAGGUUUUGGUGGAAUGUCUUCUGGAAGUUGUUCUGAGAUGUACUUCAAAAAGCCAAGGCUAAAUUCUUCAGUCUUGAAAGCGUCAAUGAGUCAUAUGCCGCUAGCUUACAAACAUGGAAUCCGACCAAAAGAAGACUGGAACUUGACAGGAAGUUGCGGAUCCAACAAAAGAAAUCGUAAGGAAGUAGUUUCUGCCAUUUGUGAGUUCUUCUAUUAUGCUGGGAUCCCAAUGCAAGCAGCUGAUUCCCUAUCAUUUCAGAAGAUGUUGGAGCUUGUUAGUCAUCAUGGACCAGGUCUAAUAGGCCCUUCUAGCCGGCUGAUAUCUGGUCGGUUUCUCCAGGAUGAAUUGUCGACAGUCAAAAGCUAUUUAGCUGAGUAUAGGACAUGCUGGGCAGUAACUGGUUGUUCCAUUAUGGCAGAUAGCUGGAAAAAUUCACAGGGUAGGACUCUAAUUAAUUUUUUAGUGUCCUGUCCUCGUGGUGUGUACUUUGUCUCAUUAGUUGAUGCCACUGAAGUAGUAGAUGACCCGUCAAGUUUAUUUAAGUUACUUGACACAGUGGUGGAUGAGAUAGGUGAGGAAAAUGUUGUUCAGGUAGUUACUCAGAAUACUUCGAGUUAUAAGACUGCUGGAAAGAUGCUUGAAGAGAAAAGAAAAAAAUUGUUUUGGACACCGUGUGCUGCCUAUUGUAUAGAUAGAAUACUUGCAGAUUUCGCCAAGAUAAAGUUGGUUGGUGAAUGCAUUGAGAAAGCCCAAAAAGUGACAAAGUUUAUCUACAACCGGAUAUGGCUGCUGAAUCUUAUGAAGAAGGAAUUUACAGAGGGGCAAGACAUUCUAAGACCUGCUAUUACAAGAUAUGCUGCUAACUUUACUAAUUUACAAGGCAUAUUUGACCAGAGGAUAAGUCUUAAGGGAAUGUUCCAAUCAAACAAAUGGCUUUAUUGCCGGCUUUCAAGAUCAGAUGAUGGCAAGGAAGUGGAGAGAACUGUAUUAAAUGCUUCAUUUUGGAAGAAAAUGCAGCAUGUUCUGAAAUCAGUAGACCCAAUUCUGCAGGCACUGCAUAAGGUUGACAGUAACAGUAACCUGUCUAUGCCUUAUGUAUAUAGUGACAUAGUGAGGGCGAAACUUGCAAUUAAAAGCAUGCACGGUGAUGAUGCACGCAAAUAUGGUCCCUACUGGAAUGUGAUUGACAGUCACUUGAGUUCAUUGUUCUAUCAUCCAUUAUGUGUUGCUGCGUACUCUUUAAAUCCAGCCUAUAGAUAUCGACCAGAUUAUCAGGCGAAUCCAGAGGUGGUUCGUGGACUAAAUGAGUGCAUCGUUCGGCUUGAACCAGACAGGGGUAGACAGGUUUCUGCUUCAAUGCAGAUCUCUGACUUUAUAUCUGCUAAAGCUGAUUUCGGGACUGAAUUGGCAAUCAGUACAAGGACUGAGCUUGAUCCAGCUGUAUGGUGGCAGCAACAUGGUGUGAAUUGUUUGGAAUUGCAGAGGUUAGCCGUACGCAUACUAAGUCAAACCUGCUCUUCAAUUGGAUGCGAACACAAUUGGGGUAUAUAUGAUGAGAUCCAUUGUGAAAGGGAAAAUCGUCUAGCGCACAAGAAAUUGAAUGAUUUUGUAUAUGCUCACUAUAACUUGAGACUGAGGGAGCGCCAAAUAAGGCAGUCAAAUGAAUUAAUGUCACUCGACAGUGCUCUUCUAGAAGGUUUACUUGAUGACUGGGUUGUAGAGACAGGCAGACAAGCCAUGCAAGAUGAUGAGCAGGAUAUCUUUGAUCAUGAAGAUGGAUACAACUAUGAUAUACUCGAGUAUGAUGAUGGUAACUCGGAUAUCUUGAGGAGGGGAUCUUUAGAUAUGGUGACAUUAGCAGAUGUGGAGCCUAUGGAAGUACAUCCUAAUGCUGGUCCAGCAACAGAUGAUGACGCUGAGCUCAACUUCCUUGAUGAUGACUUAACUGAUUAAUUGAGUAACCGGACUUUGUCGAAAUACUAAGUUCCUUUCUGGCUACACAAAAUGUUCUCUGGUAUGGAUCUUUUGGAUUGUAUAUAGCUGAAACCAUCUAUCUUAGAAGUUUGUCAGAGAGAUUUAUCGCCUUCUCGGGAGUACUUCUGAUUAAUGUGGAGCUAUCGAAGAAUGGUGUUGUUCCUCAUCUCUAUCAAGGAGUCAAAUUCUCAUCUUGAACUUCACAUCUGGGUAUAAUUUUGGUGAGGUUAUCGUUCCCUUGCUCAAGUCUCAACCAGUAACAUCUGCCUCAUGUUGAUGAUUCAUUUUUACUUAACAGACAAAUUAGUCAGACUAAUGCUCUCUGUUAAUACUCAGUUGUAGGAUUGGGACGGUAGUUGUACAUGUACACACCUUUCGCAAUGUAAUCUUCUUUCUAUUUGUAUGGUUCCUCAUUCAAAUCAACCACCGAUUCUUUGUUCAAAGGUUUUGUUCAAAGACAUUGUUUCUGGUUGGAAAUUCCGGUGUUUACCACCUUAAAAAUACACCGCUUUUGUUUUAACUA